AUAAAAGGGCCAUAGUGAAGACUGCAACUCCUACUUUCCCUUUCUGCUCUGUUCAGUUCCCCUCCCUACCCUUGCUUUCACUUUCACUCCGGCUGGGUUCCAAAGUACCAAGCAAUUUCCUUUCCUUUCUCCUACUCCCCAUGGAUUUCUGCCGGAAUGUGUCCUUCCCCGGCGACUACCAGCAAGACCAGGUCCUUUCCCCUCCUUGCUCUAAACUUGACGACCUUUUCUCUCCUCAAAACACGGAAGUGGAUGUGAGUUUGGAAUGGCUAUCCGUAUUUGUUGAGGACUGUUUAUCCAGCAAAGGAAACUGUCUUCCAGCGGCGGCACCACCGCCAGCGCCACCACCGACAAGUGUUCAGAACACACGGACUGCAACACUAGCUAAUCCCACAAAACCCUUGGAGUUGCCGCAGCUGCAACCCCAUCAAACUCCCACUUCCCUGCACAAAAUUUCAGUACCAUGCAAGACCAGAAGCAAGAGAAGAAGGGCAUCAACAACACCAAAAACCAAAGUUAACCCUUCAACAACCUGGAGCUGGACAAAGCACCUAAAUCCACAUAACCAGACCCUCCAAUUGGGUAGCUCUGACCCUCCCUUGCUUCAACAGGAAUAUUGGUUAGCAGAUAGUGAACUCAUUUUGCCCAAAAAAGAACACAAGGACGAUAUGAAGGGAGAUAGUGAAGAAGAGGAAGCAAAGGUGGUGAUGGUGAGAGAGGGUUUAGUGGGGAGUUUGGAGGUUGGGAGUGGACAACAACCAAGGAGGUGCAGUCAUUGCCUGGCUCAAAAGACUCCACAGUGGAGGGCUGGACCAUUGGGUCCAAAGACACUGUGCAAUGCAUGUGGGGUAAGGUACAAGUCAGGAAGGUUGCUGCCAGAGUAUAGGCCAGCUAAAAGCCCAACUUUUGUGAGCUACUUGCAUUCCAAUUCACACAAAAAAGUUUUGGAGAUGAGGAUGGCUUUGCUGUCUUCAAUUCCCAGUCAACAGUAAUGUCUCUUUCUUCUUUUUCUUGAACACUUGAAAUUCUCCAGUGUAAAACAAAGCUUAAACACAUGAAAUGUGUUAGAGAAACUCUGAUCUGGUAGUAAUUAAUGUAGUAAAUCCAUUGUAUAUCAACGCACCUCUGUGGUAU
Rubroshorea leprosula is the source of this 1134-nucleotide messenger RNA. The record is from the annotation of a GenBank genome assembly. Lineage: Eukaryota; Viridiplantae; Streptophyta; Magnoliopsida; Malvales; Dipterocarpaceae.